Molecule: messenger RNA, 1397 nt
Organism: Aspergillus sclerotioniger CBS 115572
Lineage: Eukaryota; Fungi; Ascomycota; Eurotiomycetes; Eurotiales; Aspergillaceae
Exons: 6
Coding region: 182-1333 (383 amino acids)
Source: RefSeq, a predicted model, not a curated record
CAGCAAACUACGUACUAAAGCACAUUCAUCCCGCGCCAAAUUAGUGGUGACUAAGAUUUGCAAGCCACCGAGGUGGCAGGACGCCAUUUCUAGAAGUUCAUAAGCUGGCACCCCGUACAUCUAGGCCAUAGCAGCCCCGCGACCAUGAUCCUGUCGAUUCUCCUUGCGCUCCCAUAAAAUCAUGUCGACUGAUGGUGGUGGUAGUCCGCACGACCUGGUCGUGCAGACCUGGAUCAUGUACAGCAUCGCCAUUCUCCUGUUUGUGGUGAGACUGUUUGCCCGAUACAAGCGGUUGGGGUUCCGACUCCAGAUUGAAGAUUAUCUCAUGGUGAUCGCCGUGGGCUUCUAUACGGCAUUUGUAGUGACGAACAUUUCCAUCAUCGAUGGUGGAGGAAGCAACUUAUACGAGCCCGCCAGUCUCUACGACACAUUUACGGCCGCCGAAAUUGCCGCGAGGGUCAAGGGCUCCAAGAUUGAGUUUGCUUCUGAAAACUGUCAGCUCUGCACCAUUUACUCGCUCAAGGCUUGUAUGCUGCUGGUGCACUUCCGACUCACGACCAACCUGUGGCAACAUCGCCUGGUCAAAAUCAUUGCAGGGUACACCCUUGUCGGCUGGAUCACCACGGAGCUGGUGCUGUUCCUCAACUGUCGCCCCCUGUCCGGAUACUGGACACUCCCGCCACCCCAUAAAGAAUGCUCCACCUACUUUCGCUACGAGGUAGUGCAAUGCGUCUUCAAUCUCAGCUCCGACAUUGCCAUUCUGUGCGUGAUGUUGCCGAUGUUUAUCCGCGCAAAGAUGCCCUGGAAGACGAAAUUACCCGUGGUCAUUGUUUUUUCCAUGGGUAUUGUAGUGAUUGCUUGCGCCAUCAUCUCCAAAUACUUCACUUUUUACAACAUCUAUGACGACAGCUACCAAUUUUGGUACCUUCGCGAAGCGUCGAUCGGGAUGUACGUGACGAACUUGCCAUUUGUCUGGAGCCUGGCCAGAUCGACCCUUACUUUUUUGCGGACGAGUCAAUACACGAACAAUGGUCGGUACGACGAAGCGCAGUACGGAACCGACCAUGCCUCGAAGGCGCGAUGGAAAUCGGGGGCGAAUUCCCGAUCGACUCGGAACAUGACGGGCAUGUACGACACUCGGACAGGACGAGCGGACGGAUUGACGCGCACCGAGAGCGAAGAGAACAUUAUUGAAAUGGGUGGGGUGAGAGGACAAAUCACAAACAAGUCGACCGCGUCUGCCGACAGUGACAACACCGAUUGGGCUCAGUCGAAUGGGCCGGACGACUUUAUGAUCAGGAAGACGACCGAAAUUGUUAUCCAGAAGGACUGAUGCCAGUCUACACUACGCAGCGUUCAGCAACAGCAGACCCGACAGACCACGAUCUGAAGCCCGG